Ostrea edulis (European flat oyster) is the source of this 5083-nucleotide messenger RNA. RefSeq names its product cysteine-rich motor neuron 1 protein-like. Gene Ontology annotation, molecular function: serine-type endopeptidase inhibitor activity; protein binding. The coding region runs from base 772 to 3633 and encodes 953 amino acids. NCBI's taxonomy places the organism in Eukaryota, Metazoa, Mollusca, Bivalvia, Ostreida, Ostreidae. The transcript is spliced from 14 exons. Gene Ontology annotation, cellular component: extracellular region. The record is from RefSeq and is a predicted model, not a curated record.
UUACAUUUAACAUUGGAAACCACCUGUUUUCCCUCUUUAAUUAUUUUUUCUUUCGCAUUCUUCAUGAUUACUUACCAAAAGGACUACUGCGUCUUUCACAAUGGCUUUGGGUGUUGCCGCUUUCUGUAUUGACAAGAAAGGCAUCUUCCUUUGCAUUAGUUCUUAUUGUUUUGGCAGCAAAUUCAUGCAUACCUAUAAAUCAGAAGAUUAACUUUCAUCGAUAUGCAUGGGAUGUGCAUUAGAAAUCUCUCUCUCUCUCUCUCUCUCUCUCUCUCUCUCAACACCGGCGUAAAUCUGUAAUUAUCAGCACGUUUGCAUAACUCGCCAUUAUUUUGAUAUUACAACAAUUUGAUCCUAUUUAAAUUACCAUUAUAGUAAAUUUUCCGAAUGAAGACACAGCCUACUCAUACGCGAAAUUUUAUGAAUGAAAAAAAAGCAAUGAAUGAGUAACUACGCAUAUCAAAAAGAAGGGCCCUUGAUCGCUGAUUGGUCAGCCGCGUUACCUUGAUUUGCACCUGUUGCAGGUAGUCCCGCCUACUGGCGUUGCUUGGGCCGUUUUGGCGGAAGUCAACACAUGAUAACACUGAGCAGACAGUAUUUUGUUUUGGUGGUAGGUGGACUCAAAUUCAGUCGGUGAUGUUAAUUGACGACAGAAUGACCGUUUUGCUUUAUUACGUGGAUCGUUUAUUUUUUGUGUUGUCAGCCGGAUAGAGGAAGUUAGAAGUAGGAGAUUUUCUCUGUAAUUCAAAGGUUCCUAAAUGAAGAGUCGGGAUGCGCUCUUCGCCGCGAAGGGGUGCUGGUGACUGUCGUCUGCUUGUGAUUGGAAUUGUGAAACACGUGUUGGCGCUGUCUCUCAUUCUUUUUGUGAUGUGCAUAAGUCAUGCAGGUGUUGACGCGUUAAAGUGUACCCCGUGUAACCUAAGCGCGUGCCCUGACCCCCCUACUGACUGUCCCCGGGGCACGAUUCUGGAUGUGUGCGGAUGCUGCCAAGUGUGUGGUAAAGACAUCAAUGAAACAUGUGGGGGACCAUUUGAAAUCCUGGGUAAAUGUGGAGAUGGACUGGAGUGUGCCUUGACUUCCGAGGUCGGGGACCCGAUCACAGGCAGCGAAAAGGGGGUCUGCAGAGAAAUCAUUCCAAAGAAAUGUGAGAGAGUGAAAUGUGACAUUGCAAUUAAAAGGAAGUGUCCGUUGGACUCCACGCUUGUUCAGGUCUCAAGUCAAGACAGCUGCUGCAGAGUGAGCUAUAAAUGUGUGUGCAACAAAAACUACUGCAAGAAGACAUCUUGUGCUCCAGGAUUUGAGAGUGUGCUACAUCAGUCUGCAGAGGGUCAUCCAGGGUCAUGCUGUGACCAAUAUGUCUGCAAACCAUCAGAGAAAUGCCAAUCUGUAGUGUGUCCCUGGAUUCAGGACUUCCGGCCAGAUUGUCCAGCUGACAGUCACUUGUUGCCCAGUAUUCAAAGCAAAGAUGGUUGCUGUCUUCAGCCUCCAGGGUGUGAGUGUGAUAAGUGUUCCCCAGAGCUGUGUCCCAGUGGUCUCAGAGUCCAGGUCCUGGAGGAAGGAACAGGGACCCCUGGACAGUGCUGUAGCAAGUAUCGAUGUGUGAAUGAGACUGAUCUGAACUGCCAUGUAGACCUGACAGGGACUUUGGAGACUUACACUGAUGGUCAAAGCUGGAAGCCUGAUAAGUGUGUUAAGUGUACAUGUAAGAGAGGACUGACCUUCUGUAAACAGCAGUCCUGCCACAACAUCACCAUCUGUCCCUACAUGGAGAGUACAGAGGGAGAUUGCUGUCCAGUUUGUAAAGGUUGUAUGACAGGGUCUGGAGAUGUUGUACACAACAACAGUACUUGGCAGGAGAGCGACUGCACAGUCUGUACGUGUGUGAAUGGAAAGGCAGAGUGUAAGUCAAUGCUGUGUGAGACCAGGUGUUCAAAACCCAGGAAAGUUCCAGGCCAGUGCUGUCCUGUGUGUGAUGAGGAUGAUUCCUCACGGCAGUCCGAUCAGUGUCCAGAUCUUCAUCAGUGCUCCCUGGAUUGUCCCAAUGGCUUCCAGUUCAACAAGGACAGCUGCUACAUGUGCAAGUGCAAACCUGCCAAUUGUUAUCUAGACUGCUUGGAGGGGUACAAGAAGAACUCGGAUGGAGUUGAAGUCUGUGAGUGUGCUAAACCUCAUUCUAUCUGUCCAGUCAUGGAGGACUGUAAGAAGCAGUGCACUUACGGAUUAAAAGUGUCUCGCAAUGGCUGCCAGAAGUGUAGCUGUAACAAAUGUCCGGCAUUUUCCUGCAGCAAGAAGUGUGCACAUGAUUACAUGAAGAAUGAGCAAGGCUGUAAAUUAUGUAAAUGCAAAGGUAAGAGCAGACAUGAGAAUACUCCCUCUCUUUUCGAUGUGAAACACACAGAGAAGUCUUGUUUGUCAGUAGAUGGGCAGUACCACGAGAAUGGGGACUCCUGGCAUGAUGGCUGUCGACUCUGCUACUGUUACGGGGGACAGGAGAUGUGUGCCCUCAUAUCCUGCCCCCGACCCUCCUGUAGUACCCCGGUGUUCAGAUUGGGAGACUGCUGCCCCUCUUGUCCUGGAAAUGUAAUUUUACCCAAGUCCAAAGGCACCAGAGAGAUGUGCGAGUCAUUGGAUGGGCGUUACUUUGUGGAGGGCGAGUCGUGGCAUCUUGACAACUGUACCCAAUGCUUGUGCCACAAUGGAAGCAUUUUGUGCGAGACCCAUGCCUGUCCCCCACUGCUGUGUAGCUAUCCCACAAUCCUUCACAACGCCUGUUGUCCAGUUUGCCAAGGUCAAGAAGAGGACAAGUCUUUACAAAUCUCUAAUCUUCCAUCAAAACGGACCUGUCGGACAGACACUGGGUACACAUAUAAUGAUGGGGAUGUAUGGAAGUCCAAUCCCUGUCAAAGCUGUACAUGUAGCAGCGGACAGGUCCACUGUUUCUCCCAGGUCUGUCCUUCAGUCACCUGCUCCAAGUCAGUCCUACGCAAAGGCAGCUGUUGUCCAACCUGUUUAGAUUUCAGCCACCAGAAAAUUUGUACAGACAAUGGUAUAACAUAUGCUUUAGGAGAGCAAUGGCUAAAGAACAAUUGUACAAAAUGUUACUGUAUUGAUGGCAAAGUUACAUGUCUGGAACUUCCCUGCCCCACCAUGUCCUGUAAAUACAUGGUGAAUAUGCCAGGAGAGUGCUGUCCAGUUUGUGUCGAUGAAACAACAACAGUGGAAGUCCGGUCUCUAUCAGAACCUGAUCCUUCUGAUAUUGUGAAGGUUGAGGCAGAGAGAGGUCCAGAAGAGAGUGAUAGGGAUGCUACUACCAUCAUCAUCUGUGUGCUGGCAGCCAUGGUUAUCCUUCUUGUAAUCCUGUUUGUGCUAUAUUUUGUGUUUAAGUUUGCAAAACGGCGAUCAGAGAGCAAGAAAUAUUCCCCGAAAGGAGCAGACAUUGAAAACAUACAACCCGUGCAAGUAAAACUGUUAGGUUACGAGACCUCUGAAAAACCAGUGAAGAAUUCCCAGCAACGGUGGAAUGCUGAUUUGUUGCCAGUUCCGAAGUUAAGUGAUGAGGAAAAACAUGUCAAUUUGCUUAGUAAAGCAUUUGAUAAGACAAACUGUGUCAAGUUUGAUGAUGGAAUUUACUGAUAACGGGAGGAAAUCAAAAGCAGACAAAUUGUGAAAGUAUAAAGGACAUACACACUUGCAUAUCUGUUGUAUAAAAGAUUUUAUUCAUCAAAAUUUGUGAAUUGCUUGUAUUCCACUAUCAUUUUGUACUCUUUGGGUAGUGCUAUUUUGGGCAUAAUGGUUUUUUCUUGAUUUGGAAAAUUAGCGCAAAGUUUUCAUGGGUAUUAGAGGGUUAUAGGUUGCUUUCCUUGUGUGGAUUUAAAAAAAAAUGAAUUUAUGAAAUAAGAAAAUUGAUGACUUACAAGAUAGGUUCAAAUGUGCUCCACAUAAUGUAUAUAUUCAACACUGUAGUGUUCAGAUUUUUACUGUUCAUAAAUUGCAACUAGUAUAAUGUAGAUCCAUCAAAUCCAUUAAAUGUACUUGCAAAGCAAGACCUUUCAUCUAUUUAUUUUUGAUUUCGUUUUAUCCAUAUUUCAUUGUAUUGAAGAUAUGGAAAAUGUGCUAUUGUUGGGGUAUUCAUUACCGGUAGCUGAAUUUGACAUCUAGAUAGGAUUAUUGUGUGUGGAUAAAGAAAAAUUUCAUACAAUGAAUUAUGACAUAACUGCCAAGCAGUUUUCAUUUUCUUUUCACCAAUCACUUUCAUUUUUCAGUUUGCAUAAUGCUGUUUAUUUCACUGAGCUGCAUAAUGUUUUGUAUGGUAUCAUGUAGUUGAUAAUGAAAUGAUAUUUUUAUAUGAUAAAAUGUCACUUGUUUACAUUCAUAUUGUCGUGAUCAAUGAUGUUAUUUUUACUCACAGGAUUUUGUACUUCACUGAUGCAGUAUAUGGGCAUAUUUUUGAAUUUUUGUAAUUAUCAAAAUAUUUGCAUGUAUUAUUGAAGGGCAAAUUCAUAGGUUGUGACAUAUACAGGCAGUAUUGAAAAAAAUGUUGCAAAAUUAAGUAAAGGGGAUUUUUAAAAAAAUACGCCCCACGAUUUGUGUUGUUAGCUGUUUUUAGCUUCUUCUUUUUUCAAUAUUUGUACAAUGUUUUUUGGCACAUUAUAAUAAGUAAACUUUCAAACAAGUUGUGUAAAGCAUCCAUUUGUAUUAUUGUAAAUACUUUAUAAUAGAGAUGAUCUGAUAUGUCUUGUACAUGUUGUGCAUUGAUUUAUAAUGUAUUUAGUUGUUAGACAAGGAUAUCCCUUUUUCUAUUCAGUUAUUCAUGUAACAAGUGCUUCUAGCUAUCAUAAGGCUUUGAUCAAUGCAACAUUUUCACCAAAAAAAAUGUUAUUGUAAAUGAAAUAAACAUUUGUUGAUGGUAUAUUUGCUUGUUGUUAUAUAAUGUUGUCAUAAAACAUUGAAUCCAAAAUAUAAUUACAAGAAAUUUGGAAAUGUUCAUGUGCAUUGUGAUAAAAACAUUCUUUUUCUAAAAUUCAUUUGUAUACUGUUGUAAUUUGUUUUGUCAAAUAUGAAAUAAAAAUUAAAAUACAAUUAU